This is a messenger RNA of Macrobrachium nipponense, 9214 nucleotides long. It is a transcript of the gene 5-HT2A, whose product is annotated as octopamine receptor-like. Bases 1987 to 4140 code for a protein of 717 amino acids. The transcript is spliced from 5 exons. Gene Ontology annotation, molecular function: G protein-coupled serotonin receptor activity; serotonin binding; neurotransmitter receptor activity. Gene Ontology annotation, biological process: chemical synaptic transmission; serotonin receptor signaling pathway; G protein-coupled receptor signaling pathway, coupled to cyclic nucleotide second messenger. The record is from RefSeq and is a predicted model, not a curated record. Gene Ontology annotation, cellular component: dendrite; plasma membrane. NCBI's taxonomy places the organism in Eukaryota, Metazoa, Arthropoda, Malacostraca, Decapoda, Palaemonidae.
CUAGUCGGGUGCAGAGCCAGUGUGAACGCCAGGGUGUCGCGCUCUCUCGUCUGAGUGACUGGGACUGUUGGCUCGUCGCGUCUCGGUAACUUUCUCCCGCACGCGAUCGCCUUCUCCUCCUCCUCCUCACCAUCGCUCCUGAGGACGUGAGCGGCGGAAUCCUUGCAAUUGAUAAUGCAAUGGUUUCUGCGUGCUUACUUCAAAGAGGUGAUGUGAGCUGAUCCGAAAAAUAGGGCUCCUUGUGGAGUCAGCAAGCUUAUUUCUACAUGUGAUACUCAAACAAAUCGUUCAGAAGCCUUCUAAUGAAAAUUAACUUGGCGUCGGUAAAAUUUUUGAUCUAUUACUAUGAUUUUCAGUUUUUUUCCUCGGUAUGUGCAGAAAAAUUUGUCCGCAAAUCGGAUUAUUGUAGCAGUGAGUUAAUUUUUAAUUUCCACUUCCAUGACAGGCUUCGAUAUCUACCACAGCAAACAAAUUAAAAAAUAAAAACUUCUUAAGUGUCUAUAUUAAGUUGGCCGAUUAUACUCUGAGAGAAACUGUAACUUUAUAAAAUUUUACUGAAGCAGAGUACAAUAAAAUCAACGGAUGAGCCCAAUAUUGGAACGUUAAUAAGAUUUGUAGAUAAUUUACAAUCGGUAUUUUUUCAUCUAAAAUUAAUAUAGUUGGGAGUGUUGAAACAGUGCAAUUACUGCUAAAAACGUUCAACUGGUGGUUGUGAUGUCUAAAAAAAAUUAAGAAAAGAAAUAUAAUAAAUUGGAAAGCACUAUGAAUGUGCUUGAUCAAGUUGUAGAGCCAGAAUGACUUUAAAAGCGAAAGCUCCUUGACAUGGAAGGUCUUAUUCAAUCUUGAAACAAGACGAAGAAUGAAGAGGAAGACAUGAGAGAAUUAACCUUGAGCAGACUUCUUGCGCGGGAGCAGAAAAUACUUUGGAUUAACAGAGAGGAAGAAACUCGGGUUCCAUCAUCUCGGGAAGAUCUACGCCACUAGGACACUUCAGCCACUUCUCCGAGGGGCGUGACGUCCUCCAAGAACACUUCCAACUUCUCUCCUGCAGGACAUCUAGGAGGGAUCCUUCGUCGUUAUUUCAUACCUAUUUACCUCUUGCUAUUUAAAGGGAUAUCAGUUCACAUUUCACAUUACUUUCAAUGAAACGCGAGACAAUCUUACUUGUGAUCAAAGAAAAUAAUAACAAUUCAAUUCACAUUUUCAACGAGACAAUCAUGUGAUAAAAGUAAAUUACUAUGAGCGCAAGUAUUCCAUUCAGUAAUAGAUGAAUCUCACUUGAGAUCAAGUUUUAACAUACGUCCAAAUCAUUUAGGAAUAAUUGCAUUUGUAUAAUAGAUCCCAGCAGCCGGGUGUCGUCUAAAAUAGGAGCCAGAUCUAUUUCAGUUAUCAAUGCAUUACCCGUUCAUUACUUGAGUGCUUCUUAUCAUGUUGACUUGUGAAACUAUUGACAUGGCACAUGGCAUAAUCACAUGUUACACUUGCGCAGUUAUGUUUCAAUGAGGAUGAUACCUCGUGCGUCGCAACUAGCUUAUAAAAUCUGCAGUUCAUUCUGAUAAAAUUCAGAGGCAAAAAGAUGCUUGGCAAGUCGUAAAAGAGGGAGAUUGGUGGUCGUCUAAAACCAUGGCAACGACUCGGAAGAGGAAACACAAACGAACAGGAGAAAUGUGAUAAAAACAAAGGGGAGAAAAGGAAGGAUUACAGAAGGCAAACAAACAAUCCUUGAAUAGUGAAUCAUAGAUUAUCAUUCUCUUCUUUUUUUUUUCUUCGCUAAAAAGUGGCUAGUAAGUAACCUAUAAUGGAAUUCAAAAGUCAAUCAUAUAAUAUUUGCCUUUUAUAGGUAGUGUAUAUCGUAAAAUGACCAAUAAGUUCGUCAAUGGUAUUUUGUCAAAGGAGCAGAAAUGGCCAGGACCAUAUUCGUAACGAGUGAAUCGUAGAUCAUUAAAUUUCUUUAUCGCAAAGUGUUUAGUGAACUGAGCGAGCGCUAUGGCAGAGGACGAGACUUACAAAUUCGUCCUGAUGAGCUUACUGCCCAAUGACACCAAUAACCACUAUUACGACAUAUCACUGCCCCGAAUGGACGGCGUCCAGUCGCAGACCUUCGACAGCGGAGGGCACGUCGGGGCGUCCCCGACGCCCUUGCCCGCCGCUCCCACAACAACCGUAACUCCCCCAGAGGACCAAGCUGUCAGCGAAUGCUACUGGUCCACCUCCGAAAACUCCUCGUCGGACCCCGACUUCGCAUUCCACUGCAGGGACGCAAUAGAGACCCUGGCCUCGAACGUGACCUGCUGGAUCACGAGUCUCGGCGACUGCGAGAUGCAGCCUCCUCUUCCUGCAGCAGAAGGGCCGGCGGCGGCCAAUACGACCCUCCCGCCAGGGGCGGAGGAGGGACCGCUAGGCGGGAUCCGGGCGUGUCUCUCCUGCUCGAGGGACAACGUCACGACCGGAUCCUGGGGUCUCAGGUUUAAUUCUUCUUCUUCUUCUUCGUCGAGCGCGCUCGACUCCAUCCUCACCUUCGGCACCGAACUCUUAUGUUCGUUCGGCUCGUCAGCUCCGUGUGAUAACUCAUCGCCUUCUUCGUUGUCAUCCUCAUUAUCAUUACCGUCAUCGACAUCAUCACCGCUCGCCUCCGCGUCGCCGCCUUCCUCAUCGAUAUUCUGUCCUUCUCUGCCCGCAACAUCGAUUCAUCUCCUCCAGUGCCACGUGCCCGACCUCCUGCAAGGCUCCCAGAAUGCCUCGGCGGGGCGGGACGACCUGCUGAUGAGCGCCAACGUCACGACCGCGGUCGACCAAUACAACUACGACUUCUCCUUCCUCUUCCUGGCGAUGUUCAUCCUGGCGGGAGGCAUAGGGAACAUCCUGGUCUGCUUGGCGAUAUGCUUAGAGAGGCGCCUUCACAACGUAACCAACUACUUCCUGAUGUCCUUAGCCGUAGCAGACCUGUUGGUGUCUUUGGUCGUCAUGCCCUUUGGAGCAAUUGCUGGAUUCCUAGGCUACUGGCCAUUCGGAGUCGUUUGGUGCAACAUCUACGUCACGUGUGAUGUACUUGCCUGUACAUCCAGCAUCAUGCAUAUGUGCACAAUAUCUCUGGGAAGGUACCUGGGAAUCCGUAAUCCGCUCAAGACGCGCAGUAGUAGUAAAAAGACGGUGGGAAUCAAGGUGGUCCUGGUGUGGCUGCUGGCAAUGCUCAUCACCUCCAUCAUCACGGUCCUGGGCAUCGUGGACACGACCAACAUCAUGCCCGCCGACUACGUCUGCACCAUCAACAACCAGACGUUCUUCAUCUUCGGGUCCCUCUGCGCCUUCUACAUUCCAAUGGUCAUUAUGGUGGUCAGCUACGCCCUCACCGUCCACCUCCUCCGAAAGAAGGCCAAAUUCGCCAGCGACGCCCCCGCAGGGAAGGCCCGAACGAUGGGGCGUUACCGCUCCGUCAGGAGGAAACCCCAGCAGCAGCAGACGCAUUCCUUCACCUUCACGCCGAGGACCUCCUACAGAGGGACUUACGCCAACGGACACGCCACUCAUUACGAGUUCUCCAACAUCCACAAGUGCGAGCAGGCGACGCAGACGCCGGAGUCCAUCGCCCGAGAGACGAGAAACUUCAAGCUGAAAGCCCUCAGGUUGCAGCUGGUGGGCACCGCUGCCUGGCAUCUGCGCUUCCUCCCUACGAGGAAGAGGGACGCCCUGGCGGCGAACGCCGUCGCGAACGAACAGAAGGCGUCCAAGGUGUUGGGGUUGGUCUUCUUCGCUUUCGUCAUCUGCUGGACGCCCUUCUUCCUCCUGAAUAUCUACUUCGCCGCCUGCCCGGACUGCCAAGUGUCGGACCACCUCGCCAACGUCUGCCUCUGGCUGGGGUACGUCUCGUCCACCAUCAACCCCAUCAUCUACACCAUCUUCAACAAGACGUUCAAGGCGGCGUUCAUCAAGAUCCUCAAGUGCGACUACAACUUCGACCACAGACACGUUCGGUCGCACUCGAUGUCCGACAACAUGCCAGGGCCUUACACCACGGGAGGGCCGGCGCCUUCCACGGUGGCGACGCCCUGCUCCAUAAGGACGCUCUCGACCUACGUCAAGAGUCCCAGCUACCAGCACGCGCUGACUAGCCCAGAGCAGGAGCAGGAACACGAGUGCUGACCACAAACGACCACUCGAGACACAAAACCGGUCCUAGGUCAGAUGCCCCGCUGCUUCUGAGCGAAUAGUGGAAGACAGUAUUAGAUAGGAAACGCCAUUCAAAUCAUUUUCUCAUUUCGUGAAACCUCGUUGCCUUCAUGACGAACGUACUACUUGAAACUGAUGAAGCGCACAAAUGUGUAAGUGUAAUAGCGGUAGUACUGCAGGUUUUUAGAUUGUCCAAGAAUCUGCAGUCAUUAUCCAUGUCUCUAUCAUUCUUUAUUACUGUGGUGAAGACAAAGCGACAGAAUGCAGGUAUGAAGUAUUUUUGGAAAUAACGAUAGCAGGAAAUAAUUUUGUUUAGAAAUAUUUAGUCUUCCAACGAAUUUGAUGAACAUCCAUAUAUGAAAAAAAAUUAAGUGUACACCAUAUUCUGUUUUCUACCGUGUUUACGAAAAUAAUGGACAGAAAAGGAAAACAUGAUGAAGACAGAGAACAAAACUCACAAGAAAUAUUAGGCAUGCAUGGACUAUGAGUGGAUAAAAGACAAUGAAAAGCGAUGAAAAGCAAUAUAAUGAAUACUGAACUUUUACAGAAAUGAUUUAUAAAUUUACUUCAUCAUUACUGCUAACCACUGCAAAACAAACGACCAUAAUAUGCUGCAUACUUCAGUAAAAAAAUAAAUCCAAAAAUAAAAGUCCGCCAUGGUUACAUUACCUUCAUCCAACAGGUAAAACUCCUAAGUACUUCGUUUCUCUGGUGACAAUUCACGUUCAGAAACUUUGAAUGAGAACCAGUCAAAAACCAAAUGUAUUACAAUACAGUGUAUUUUUUUUUUAUCUUUCCUGAAUUAUUGCAGGGAAGUAAAGACGCUACUUUAAAAUGCAGAAGAGAAAACAAGCCCCGGUGUUUACAAAUUGAAUUAAACCCGAUAAAACAUCACCUAAAGUUUUCUACUUACACAGAUGGCUAGUACGAUGUAUAUUUCCCUAAUUUGUUUAUGUAAGUGAGAACAAGAAGCUUUCAACCGAUUGUAGCCAGUCCUGCAUUUCAGGAAACAAGCGACCACCUUGUCAUAUUACAAGCGGUGCCGAUAGACAUUUAAAAUAAACUUUCUUAUCAUAUCACGUUGCUAUCCAUAUGUGUCUGAUACUGUAAAUAUGUGUCAUAUGUUAUCAUUCCUAAACUAUGUGUAUAUAUAUAGAGAGAGAGAGCAUUUAUAACAAACUGCCAUAUUAUAUGUGUAUAUACCGUAUACGUGAGUGUCCAUUUCUUCGUUGAGAUGCGUUAAUUUGUAAGAAAUCUGUAAUAGAAAGGAACACCAUUCCUAUCACGCAAGCACAAAGAGAGUAAGUCAUUUGUAGUCCGAUAAUUAAUCGCUAUCUAGUCAUUUGUACUUGAACCGCGAGAAAGGUUAACUUUUUGGGACUAUUUGCAACUUAGAGACUUACUUCAAACCUGAAACUCACACUUAGAAAGUGAAACAAGGAGAACCUAUACUCAUUUCUAAUUUUUGGCUACUUGAAUAAAUAGGGAUUUUUCUACUGUGCGUUCGACUUGCUUUUGAACAGUGUAGAAUCUCGGUAGACAGACACUGUUCGGCGCAUGCAGGCACUCUGUCAAACCAGCGGGGAUAUAUAAACAGAAUUUGUACAUAAGAGCGAGAUUUGGUCUUCUCCGCGUUAGGACGCCACAAAUAGUUUUACGAAAUGAAUGUCCGGUAGGUGAUGAAAGAGAACGUAUUUUCUACUCCGUAACCUUAACACUUGUAUGAUCAUCAUCCCACUCGGUCAGACUAGAACAACCAUUAGCUCGACAGUGCUACUAUGUACCUCUUCAUUGUCCCGAAAUCUGUGUGGGUCCUUACGGCUUCAUGUGACACCGAGCACACUUGGAAAGUGUUUCUUGUUUUGGUGUCCCGUUUCGAAAGGUUUUAUUUGUUCAUACUCACGAACGCGUCACACGGAGACGUUUUCUGGAAGGCAGCAUCUUGCCGCCAAACUGUGAACCAAUUGGCCAAUGUUUAUCUGCACUGGGGGCACAACUGAAGGAGUGAAUGUCCGUUAAGACGUUUUCACAGUAGCAGAAACUUUAAUUCUGCCCCCAGCAGAGGCUCCUCGGUGGAAUGUUCUACGGCAAGAUGCUAAAAAACAUGCUGGAAAACGUGUUUGUUUGACGGUGCUUUUAGUUACAGUUUUGCUCAAAGACGCGUUAUUUCCUGCGAUCUUCCUCGAAAAUACUUUUCCCAUUAUAAAAGCCAGUUUGAUUACAUAGGCAAACACAAAUAAAUCGCUGCAUAACUAUAUCCAAGGCACAUUUAACUCCCCUCACAAGCAUCUGUAAUGACUGUCAUCUCAGCACCAGUCCAUUCAUUCCACACUUCUGCACUUUCAUCUGUUAAAUUUCAGAGCGGUGAUGCCAUCUUCAUUUCACAUCGGUAUUGCCAGUUUAACAUUUUCAUUUCACACCAUUUGCGUCAUUUCCCUAUUUUACUUCUUUCUCUAUCUUACUAAAUAUCAGCUCAUUUGAUGUCAUUCUAACAUUUAUUUCACAUCACAAAUAUCAUUCUGCCAUUUAUAUUUCAUUAUCAUGAUGUCAUUGAUAUCAUCAAUACCAUUUUUCUACUUUCAUAUACAUAUCAUCUUACUUUUUCGUUCCACACUAAAAAUUUUCGUCCUAAACCAUAAAUAAAAUUCUCACACGAACAAUAACGUUUUCUAUCUCCAUCUUUAAUCUUUACAAGAUCAUUAUUUUAUAUUUUGCAUUUCACACCAACAAUACCGUUACACUUUAACCUUCUGUAAGCAAACCUAAUUUAGGUUACCAUUCAGUUGAAGUGAUACACGCAAUCUAUUGGUGAAUAUUAUCACUAUCCAUUCUCUAAUAUGCUUCACAAUUUUCUUCCACAUCAUCUGUAUCGUUUUCAUACCUAAUUCAGGGGGUUAACAUAAUUUUAUCCCGGCAUGUCAGAUCAUUAACAUAAUGUGCACUUUGAAUUCCACGUUUAAUUCUCUUUAUCAUCACAAGUCAUCGGUCAUUUUUGGAUUUUCAGUUCACAAGAACAAUUUCAGGGCUACAUUUCCCCUCAUAUGUCUUAUGAUUACUAUCAAAGAAUGGUUAAUAGCAAGUUGACAUAAUAUGAGUUAAAUCAAUGACUUCACUUUAGAAUGAUUGCUUAAACUUCCAUUUCUUACCAGUUACAUCAACGAUGCCUUACUUGUCACAACACUGAUAGCACUGGCGCAUCGUACUUCACACCAGUCACAUCAACACAUAACUCUCAUUCCAUGUAAUCAACGUCUUUCAUUGCAAUCAUAUCGCAUCAGUAUCAUGACCCAUUUUCUAACAUUUUCCUAAUGAAAUGUCACCUGUCAUUCAUUCCACUUCAUUACCGUCAUUAAUAUCUACUGUUUCACUAAAGUGAUGUCAUUAAUCCUUCCGCAACAUAUCAGGGACAUUACUCACCGCUUCAUUUUCAUGCUACUGAUAUCAGCCAGUCUUUAUAUUUCAUAAAAUUAUGACUGUUUCAUUCACUUCAUAUUAGUCUUAUUAUUAGCGCCUCCCAUUCAAGUUUCGUGAAUCAUAAACGUCAUCAACUACAAUUUCCUGUCAAUUUCAACUUCACAGUAUCACGAAAAUACCUUUAUUUUCCGUUAAGUAAAAUCGAUAUCGCCAUGAAUUUCAAUGUCGUAUCUUCACUAACAUCAAUUUCACUCCCUUAACGUCACUAACGCCUUCAAUUCCAGAUUCCUUCAAUCAACAACGCCAUCAAUCUUAAUUUCGUAUCUAUUUGAAUUUCGUAACAUCCCUAACAUCCUCUAAAUCACUUCGUGAACAACACCAAAAAUAACACCUACUUCAUAGCAUUACCAUUAAUGAUGUCUCGCACUACCCAUAUUCGAUAUCAUCUGACAUUUUCAUAUGCACGAGUCCUCCUAUCCUUCAAUCAUUCAAUUUAAGGUAACCAACAUCGUGUCUAUAAAUUUGGCAUCAUUCAUAUAAGUUAAUCCUUUCACUGAUUUUAGCAAAUAUCAUCUAUGCCUUAGACUUCAUACAAGGAUUCUUCACUGCAGAAUAGCAAUAUAUUCCUCCUUGCAUUUUAUAACACUGCAAUAACUGAAUGUUUUCAUUUGGCAUUAGUAAAAUUACUCAUUCCUUUAGUUUAUUUAUACUACAAAAAAACUAAUUAAUUGCAAUGCACAUAUGUACUAACACACAUUCAUUCAACUCAUGCCGAUACUUCAUACCACCUACAUCACCAACACCUUCCUAAUGCCAGGUGUCAAUCGCUCAUUCCAAUAGCCAUGACAUCACUAACUGCUUCUGUAUCAUAUUCCUACUAGUACUACUAUCAUAUAGUAUUAUCGCUCAUUACCAUGAAAAACGUGCUAGCGAACAUUGCCCUUCCCAUAAAUAACAUCACGAACUCAGUAACUACCCACUGAAUAAUACCGUAAAUUCUACUUGACAAUAACAUUACUGUCUUUCCAGUGAAGUACUCGGUAGUCACAUCCUUUUCAUCUCACCAUUAUCUACUAUUUUAUUCACAGCUAAACCACCACUUUCCUUUACGUCAGCCAUAUUUCAUAUACCCUCCACUUUAUGUUGGUCAUAUAAAUACCGCCGCAUUUCAUAUGAAUGACAUUCAUUAUAUAUUCCUUUUGUCUAUCAUUAAUGGCUACUCCACUUCUUAAUUUCCACAUCACCAGCACCGAUUUCUCCAUUUCAUUGAACGUCACGGUCAGGUCUUAUUCUUCCAUUUUCACAUUAUCAACAACAUUUCUCCUCGGCCGUUUCAUCUACAUCACACUUAUGUCAGGUCUCAUUUCCACAAUGUCCUACACCCUCCGGUUUCGCAUCAUUAGCACCUACUAAAUCUUAAUUUUUCAAAUUAUCAACACUCAUUGGUACAGUAAAUACUCAGCGGCAUUAACAAUCCACAUCCACCUUCGCUUCAUAAACAACACACUGGACACUUUCCCCAAAAUUGGAAGAGUCUAUUACCUCGAUUUUAUACACCCAGCACCCUUCGAUUCGACUUAUUUAUCACGACGGUGUCACGCAACUCCAUUUUCUGGCAUUUUUGCCAUCUCGA